Penaeus chinensis is the source of this 4586-nucleotide messenger RNA. RefSeq names its product myotubularin-related protein 2-like (gene mtm). The record is from RefSeq and is a predicted model, not a curated record. Gene Ontology annotation, molecular function: phosphatidylinositol-3,5-bisphosphate 3-phosphatase activity. The transcript is spliced from 17 exons. NCBI's taxonomy places the organism in Eukaryota, Metazoa, Arthropoda, Malacostraca, Decapoda, Penaeidae. Bases 170 to 2446 code for a protein of 758 amino acids. Gene Ontology annotation, biological process: dephosphorylation.
AAAAAGAAAAUUUUCCUGAUACCGUCUCAAGAAGUUCCUCUUUUUCGGCUAUUGUCUCCCAUUUCCCGCCCGUUACAAAACUGCAACAUAUUCCGAGAAGCUCCAUUUAUUGCAGGGUGACAAGAAGAAUCAUGUUUCUGCCCAGUCAGUCUCCCUGUGUAACAGGGUUAUGUUCUCUGGCGGAGGAAUUGAAAAACGAGGCAUAAGCAAAGCCGUGAACAAGCGCAGCAGCAGCAGAAGAAGCAGCAGCAGCAGCACCGGCAGCGGCAGCACCAGCGGCAGCAGCAGCGGAAGUGGCAGCAGUAGCGGAAGCAGCAGCGAGAGUGGCCGCAGCAACAACAGUGGCAGCAGCAGUGGCAGUGGCAGCGGAAGUGGCAGCGGUAGCACCCCCCUCGGCUCCCCCCCGCACGUGCAGAUGGCUUCCCACGAGUCACUCAACUCAGAGUCGAAGUCCAGCUCUCUCAACUCCAAACUCGGACAUGAGUCUGCAGGGUCUCCCUCGGCUGGGUCCCCCUCCCCCCCAAAGAGCGUCUGCUCCUCCAGCUCCACUUCCACUGACCAACACCACCACCACCAACUUGCGCAUGUCCUCAGCUCUACCUCGAAAUUGACGGUCCGGGAAGGAACCAGAACCCUGCGCCCCGAUGAGCCUACUUUAGUCCCUGGGGAGCAUAUGGAGGGCACAGCCCGUGAGGUCACCUACCUCUGCCCCUACACAGGCCCCAAGAAGGGCACUCUCUCUGUCACAAAUUACCGCCUCUACUUCCGCAGCCCUGAGACUGACCCCCCAUUUGAGCUGGAGGUGCCCCUGGGAGUGGUUUCUAGAAUUGAGAAAGUGGGAGGGGCCAACACUAGUCGAGGUGAAAAUUCUUAUGGCAUCGAAAUAUUCUGUAAGGACAUAAGAAAUCUCCGAUUUGCACAUAAACAGACUGAUCCACUGUAUUCUUCGCAACAUAACAGAGAAACGAAUAUGACAGUAUUCAGAAGAUUCAGGAUCCUCCAAAAUUUUGGCGUUUUUGGAUCUGGUCCGAUAUACCAGGAGAAUCACUCACGGCGCAUGGUGACAGAGAAGCUGCUGCAGUACGCUUUUCCUGCUUCUCACAAACUGCCAUUCUUUGCUUUUGAAUACUGUGAGCAGUACCCAGAAAAUGGCUGGACUGUUUAUGAGCCUAUUGCCGAGUUAAAGAGACAGGGUCUGCCCAAUGAAUCUUGGCGUAUCACGAGAAUAAACGAGGACUAUGAGCUCUGUGAGACGUACCCUGCUGUGUGGGCAGUGCCAGCUGCUGCCUCAGACACAGACCUGCGCAAUGUGGCAGCUUUCAGAAGCAGAGGAAGAAUCCCGGUCCUGAGUUGGAUUCACCCUGAGAGCCAGGCCACCAUCACCAGGUGUGCUCAGCCCCUGGUGGGUGUGAGCGGGAAACGCAGCCGCGAUGACGAAGCUUACAUCCAGCACAUUAUGGAUGCCAAUGCACAGAGUCACAAGAUCUUUAUCAUGGAUGCAAGACCAAGUGUAAAUGCUGUUGCCAAUAAGGCCCGAGGUGGAGGCUACGAGAGUGAAGACGCCUACCAGAAUGCUGAAGUCCAGUUCCUUGACAUUCAUAAUAUCCAUGUUAUGAGAGAAUCCCUCCGCAAGCUGCAGGAGGUGUGCUACCCACACAUCGACAAUGCCCACUGGCUAAGUAAUCUUGAGGCAACACACUGGCUGGACCACAUCAGGUGUGUUUUGAGUGGAGCCCUUAGGAUUGCAGACAAGGUUGAAAGCCACAAGACCAGUGUCGUCGUCCACUGCUCUGAUGGAUGGGAUCGUACGGCUCAGUUGACAGCUCUGGCCAUGCUGAUGCUUGAUGGAUACUACCGCACCAUUCCAGGCUUUGCUGUCCUUAUUGAGAAAGAGUGGCUAAGUUUCGGCCACAAGUUUGCCCAGCGUAUUGGGCAUGGAGAUGACAGGCAUCAGGAUGAGGAUCGGUCACCAGUUUUUCUGCAGUUUGUGGACUGUGUAUGUCAGGUGAUGAAGCAGUUCCCGCAUGCAUUCCAAUUCACAGAGGAUUUGCUCAUCACUGUCUUGGAUCACUUGUAUUCCUGUCUAUUUGGGACUUUCCUUUAUAACAGCGAGAGAGAGCGAAUGGAGAAGGAGGUCAAGACCAAAACAGUGUCGCUAUGGUCGCUCAUCCUCAGCAACCCUUCAGACUUCGAGAACCCCCUGUACAACCCCGCCACCCGCCACCAUGUUCUCUUUCCCCUGACUUCAAUGCGCCACCUGUGCCUUUGGGAUAAGUACUACUGCCGCUGGAACCCCUCCAUGCGCCCACAGGAACCAGUUCAUAUCCGCUUCAAAGAGCUGCUCCACGUCAAGGGCCAGUUGGAGAGAAGAGUUGAUGAGCUUCGGAGGGAACUGGCAGCAAGGCAGACACAUGAUUCUCCACGCGUGACUUCUGCCAUUGUUUAAUAUCCAAGGAGGCUAAUCAGAGGCUAGAUAGUCUUUCUUCUUUUUUUUUUUUUUUUCUUCUUUUUUUUUUUUAUUUGUGUGUACAUGGAGACAGAGUGGUUAUGUGAUUUGGUUUUUCAUUUUCCCCAUUUUGAGAGGGAUGAUGGAGGGGAAAGACUGACCUAACCAUUGAGGGCUGUCAAAACAAGUGAGAAUUGUAGCAUGGGAUUUCUUUUUACAUAGAUUAGUCCCACCUUGUACAAAAAAGGGGUGAUGUUAACUAUUAUUUCUAAAAAGAAGUGACCAAUUCUCCAGUGCUUGGGGAUGAUUUUCACAAUGUUAUCCAUCUUGGAAUCAUUUAAAAUUCAUAAGAAUUUUUAUUAUGGUAAUGGACAUUAUUAGUAUUUUUUUUUUUUUUUUUAUACAUAUAUAUAUAUAUAUAUAUAUAUAUAUAUAUAUAUAUAUAUAUAUAUGAUCACUGAACAACUUCUCCAUAAAUAAAGCCAUAGGUGCAUGUAAACCCAGUGUCUAGGAAGGUUCUUGAUUAGCCAGUUAUGAUUUAGACUGGCAUUUAUUAGUAUGUCUGAUGUAUGAUGCAUGUUGAAGAUAAUUAUCUUUCAUGGAGUCAUAUUUUUUGCUGCAAAUACAGUCAUCUGGGUUUUUAAAACCUUUAGUAACAAGUACUCAGAUGUAGAAAAGGUAUGAAUGAGAAAGAAUAUCCUCACAGUAUAGAUGUAUUUGGCCAGUCUUGAUUAUAUCUUCAUCAGAAAUAUGUGUAUCUCCAAUAAAGGUAUAAUCAAAACCUGUGAAAUAUAUCUCUUGCACUGUGAAACUGUUCAAUCUUAUUCAUACCUUUUCUAUGUUUGUUACAAUAAACGCUGUUCAAGGACUCUGAUAUUUUGUGUUUAGGCCUAUCUGACACCCUCUUCCCCUCCCUCCCCUCCCCUCGUGAACCCCUCAGAGAAUGUUCAAAUAGUCCAGAUGUAAACACAGGUGUGCUUGUGCCUAUGUUUUUGUAAAGGAUUCCAUAGAUUUUUUUUAUUAUUAUUAUUAUUGUCUUAGAGGACCAGAUAACGUUGAUAUAUAUACAGUAUAUAAUAUAUAAAUAUAUAUGACAGUCUCGCAGUUUCUUUUUUCUUUUUUAUGUUCUUUCUUUCUGUUAUUAAGGAUAAGGAAACCCUCAGAAAUCUUGUAAACAGAGAGAGAAAAAGAAAAAAUGACUGCUGGUGCUUUCUUAGUGAGUUAAUCGUCAUACCAUGGUUUACCAAAACUGUUGUUCAUUAACCCCAAGAUAAGACAUUCAGGUUGGAGCAAUGACAGUAAGAUUAUUGAAUUGUUCAAGAGAUUAGUAUGUGCUAUGAUGUUCCUGUUGAUCUUUUGUAAAUAGGAGUGUGAAUAUGAAGGGAGUGCAUGGUUGGAUGCAAAUUGAAGAUAUACAAGACAGUUGCUGAUUGUGGCUUUUGUCUCUUGUUUGUGUUUGACUUUUUUAUGAUUUUGUCUGCAAAAGGAAAUGAUUGAUAGAAAGAGCUGGUGUUGAUAUGGACCUUUUUCCUUUUAUCUUUCCAGUCAUAGCUAUAUUGUAUUGAAUGUUUGAUAUGUUAUUGUAUGUAUAUUUAAAGAGGAUUGAGUGGCAACACAAGGCACUGAUUCCUUGUCCUUUUCAUUAUUAUUGCAUUAAUAACCUUUGAACACGGAAAAAUUAAAGUACAGAGGGCAUGCCUUAGUAAUGUUAUUCUUAUCAAAGCUUCAAAGCAUGGCAAUAUAAGUUAACAAUAAGGAAGACAUAUUGUUAGAACUCACUAGUCUAUAAAACAGAUUCUAGGUAUAUGUUUACCUGUUUUAUUGAUUACCCCAGUGUACUGAUGUAUGAUUUAAAAGUUUUUUUGUUUUGUUUUUUAUUCUCUUUCAGAAGAUUCAUUGUUUUUUUUUUUUUUUUUUCUUCUUCUUCUUUCUGUUUUAAACAGAGUACAGUAGGAGCUGCAUAUGUUAAAAGUUAUUGCAGAAGACUGGUACAAUGUCAAAUGAUAUACAGCAUGCAUGGUAUGCACAUGGGGAUAAUCUUGUUGUAUGAUAGAAUCGUUAUUAGAUACCUUCACAUAUAUUAUGCAACACAAUUUUGAAUAUUCAAUUUUUGUAUACAAAUAAAAAUAUACAAAUGUUA